Messenger RNA from Gloeophyllum trabeum ATCC 11539, 2079 nucleotides. RefSeq lists its product as uncharacterized. The transcript is spliced from 16 exons. Bases 1 to 2079 code for a protein of 692 amino acids. Gene Ontology annotation, molecular function: flavin adenine dinucleotide binding; electron-transferring-flavoprotein dehydrogenase activity. The record is from RefSeq and is a predicted model, not a curated record. Lineage: Eukaryota; Fungi; Basidiomycota; Agaricomycetes; Gloeophyllales; Gloeophyllaceae. Gene Ontology annotation, cellular component: cytoplasm.
AUGUCACAAAUCCCAGGAGCAGCGGCGGCAGCGGCAGCUGCGCAAGCAUGGCUAGUCGAAAAAGGGGAACUGAUCGCUCUAUUCGGAGAGUCGAUCUUUUACGGAGCCCAUGUCAUCACAUGCGGCCUUUGUCUGCGAGAGUUGCUCCUCUCGCGGGACAUGAAAUGGAAAUUUCCGGGUAGCAUUCAUUGGACUAUGCUCUCGGGUGCCCUGUUUUUGAUCUUCCUCUCGACUUUCCAUCUUGCCCUUGGCCUCCGAUACAAUCUCAAUGCUAUCAAAGUAUACCUCGGGAUACCCGGCGCCAAUCUUGCUUUCUUCGACUUGGCUUAUUGGGAGACCAUCAUGCAAUCGGUCAUCUACGUUACGGAGACUAUCCUAGCAGAUGCCUUGUUGAUAUAUCGUGCACAUAUCGUAUGGGACAAGUCUUGGAGGAUCGUCGUUCUCCCGUUACUUCUGUGGUUUGCAACUACAGCUAUCGGUUGCACUACGUUGUGGAUGGUAGCUUCUACGCAACAUGUCGUCCCCAGUGAGGCCCAACGGCGACUGGAGCAUUGGAUGGAUGGCUUUCUCUCGAUUACCUUCACGGUGAACAUAUUAUGUACAUCACUCAUUGUCCACAAGAUAUGGAGGGUGAACACCCAAGUCGCUUCCAGCGCUCUCCAUCCUGCUCGCCUCACGCAUAUUGUUCGCGUCGUGAUUGACUCUGGCCUCAUAUACACUGCCUGUAUCAUCGCUCUCUUUGGUUCUACUCUUGCCAACAGUGCUACACAAUUCCUCUUUUCCUCCGUGCUCGUCCAGGUCAUAGGCAUAGCUUUCAAUCUGAUAAUAAUCAGGGAGGCAUUCCACUACACUUGGCCGGCUCAGCCAGAAGGCACGGUCGUCGUGGUCGGCUUGGGCAUCGCUGGCGUCAAAGCUUUCAACUACCUUCGGGGUGCGCUGCCCUCUGGUUGGCAUCUUGUGGGAAUAGAGAGGAACGAGUAUGCAUUCUUUCCAAUCCCCGCUCUGCGUGCCACAGUGGAGGCGGGGUACGAGAAACACUGCUUUGCAGAACUGGACCACCUGCCAGUGGUGGGAAGUUCGUCUGGUAAAUGUGAAGCUUCAAUUUUGCCCAAGACUGCAGUUGUGCAGCUGAAUACGCAGUCCGUCAUCUUGGAAAGAUCCAAGCCACAAAGUGAGGCAACAACCGAAGUUGCUUUCGAUUAUUGUAUUAUCGCAACCGGUGCAUCUUAUCAAUACCCAUGCCGCACGUCCGAUCCAAGCCUCAGAGCCUCCCUCUCCCAGUUCGCUCAAUUUCAGGACGCUCUUUCCAAAUCCUCAUCGGUGCUCGUUAUUGGUGGAGGGCUGGCUGGAAUUGAGUUUGCCGGAGAUGUUGCCAGUCACUUCCAGGACAAGCGAGUUGUGCUGAUAGUUUCGCGGACUCCUGAAACGAUGUUCGAAGAAGGUGUACCGGUAUCCCUGGCAAAGAAGACGUUGGAGAGUCUGCGGACGAUUGGAGUCGAGGUCCGGCUAAGCGAGAGAGUUGUCGGUGCCAGAGAUAUGGUCACUGGGCCGUGCAAAAAGUGCUCAGUGCCUCUUCAAUCUGGACAGUCCAUUGAAGGAAUCGACUUCAUAUUCGUUGCCAUAGGAAAUCAAGCCAACUCGUCCCUCAUGCAAGACUUGGCACCAGGAUCUAUCUCGGCUACGAAUGGGCUAGUGCAUGUUACUCCCACCCUUCAGCUCUCACACACGCCGAGUCCGGAAAAAUCUGUACUGCCUCUAUCAGAUAGCUCGGACGUCAGUUCUAGGAUCUUUGUGGUCGGCGAUGUGUCCGACGAGCAGAAGAGUGCACGAUCAGCUUUCAGGCAGGGCUUAUACGCUGCGCAGAGCAUCGUCAACCUCGUAUAUGGGCGGCCCGUCAAACCAUACAACCCGGCGUCUGCCCCCGUAUACCUCUUCUCAAUAGGAAGCCACUACGGUGGCGGCGCCAUUGGUCGCUGGGUAUGGAACUCUCGCAUAGCGUCGAUGUUGUACGAGUAUGGGCUACCGGCCUGGUGUAAGGGUUUCAGACAAGAGUAUAACUCGCCAUUGGUACAGGUGUGA